AUGAGGAUCAAGGCGGUCAUCCUGGUGAGCCUCCUGGCGGUGGUUAAUUGUGGCGUUCUCACCGAGGAGGUCAGCAGGCUCGCCGCUUUUCAAUCUGAUUGGCCAGUAGGUGACCCCAGGCGAUGUCAAGAGCAAUCACUCUCCAGCCAUCUCAAGGCAGAUAGGUUUGAGGUACUGCCUGGCAUAGGCUGGGACAAUCUCCGGAACCUGGAGGCAGGGAUGGUCGUGACCUACAACUUCAGCAAGUGUAAAGGCACGGACGACGGUCAGUUUCUCAUCCCCGAUGACGUCUUCACUGUCCCUAUCAAGUACAGUAGAGUGGAGACGUUCGCUGAGAUCAUCGACAGCUGGCACUCCUCCAAGUCCCUGACCUCCAACACCGUCAACAUCCAGGCCGGGUUCAGCUUUGGCGGGGUCUCGGUGAGUGGCAAGUUCUCCUACGAGCAUGAGAACAUCAAGUCCACCCAGAUAGAGGACAAGGCGGUCACCGUCAGGGUGCAACUCAGAUACCACAGGUACGAAGUCAAGCUACAACCAGAUCCUGUACUGAGUCCACAGUUCAAAAGCCGGCUGUUAAACAUCGCAACUUAUCUGGGGUUAAACCAAACCCAACAGGCCAGAUACGAGGGACAACUCUUGGUUCGAGAUUUCGGGACUCACGUGAUCACCAGUGUCACGGCCGGGGCUGGCCUGGUCAAGGACGAUUACUUAAGCAGACAUUACGCAACCUCUGAGACUACCAGCAAAACGUCCAUUCUCGUGUCUGCCAGUGCCUCGUUUCUAGGAAUUUUCAAGUUCAGCGCUGCUUAUGGACACACCAGCCAACAGACAGACACAAGCGCUUACCUCAACCAGGUCACUCACUCUUACAUUCAGACGUUCGGUGGACCGAACUUCCGGUCAAACAUGACCGUGGACGAGUGGGCCCUGGAAGUGGACAACAACCUGGUCCCCAUGGACAGGACGGGAGACCCUCUGUAUUUCUUUAUCACCACACAGACGCUGCCAGAGUUACCGCCUAUAACUGUCGCGGAAGUUGAAAAUCUGGUGAAAGAGUCAAUCGAGACGUACUAUGAGAUGAACACCAUACGAGGCUGUACAAAACUCGAUGCUCCAAACUUUAGUUUCUCAGCUAACUUUGACGACGGCUCGUGUCAUUCACAGGCUACUAAUCUUACGUUUGGUGGUGUCUUUCAAACAUGUCAGGUCUCGGGCACGUUUCUCCAUACCGACCCAUGCCAUAACCUUAACCAAGUUAACCCCCGGGCUGGGGGCUACUCAUGCCCACCCUCGUACACACCAGUGCCGCUUCUGACUGUUUCCGGAUCGCCAAAUGUGGAGUCGAGGCGUGUUUGUCACCGCUGUUGGCUGUUCUUCCACUGUUGCCACACCGAGCAGGUCGUCUCGUCCUCCACCUACUCCAGUUACUGGUGUGCGGCUACAGGCCCAGUUGAGAGAGACUCGGGCUAUCUGUUUGGUGGUUUUUACACGGGCGGCGGCAAAAACCCCAUCACGGAUACGGUGGGCUGCCCCACUGGCUUCUACCCACUCCACAUACUACGAGACACCACACUGUGUCUCAGCGAUGACUACGAAACUGAGAUGCAGUUCUCUGUUCCGUUUGGUGGUUUCUUCACUUGCCGCUCAGGAAACCCACUAGCACUCGACAGCUCUAGACCAGUUGGUGCCAAGCUGAAGGCAUCGCCACCGAACUCUCUGAAAUCUUUCUUCUCCCAGAACGGAGGAUCAGCCUCUGCUCCACAAAAAUGUCCCAUAGGCUACAGUCAGCACCUGCUUACUGUUGAGGAUGGCUGCUCCGUUUACUACUGCAUACAGACGGGUUUGCUAGCUGGGCCUAACCUACCACCCGUGAAGAGACCACCUUUUAUGAAGAAACCACCAAUCAUUGUGGACCAGGACAAUAUGUUUAUGUUCGACCCUGCUACACAGACUUGGAUGAAAGAUGAAAAAGCAAAAGAAUUCCAGAGGUCGCUGCAGGUGAAAGAAACCGUUUUUCAAGAGUCGUCAACGGUCUCAUAUCGUGAGAGUGUGUCACCAGGUGUUACUGCAGGUAUUGCAGUUGGCGGGACUGUUGGCUGUCUGCUGAUCGCCUCAGUGCUGACGCUCCUGCUGUACAGACGACACAGUCGCAGACGUGACAGCCUCUACAGGAGGUUGUCAGAUGAGAGCUCAGUGACGUACGGCUCAAGCUAACCUGACCGUUUUCCUCAGUCUGAUCGGGCAAUUCAACUAUGACUUUCUACCUACCCCCUACAGAAAGUGUGAAUUUUAAUUAAAACAUUACUUUGGAAAUAAAUAAAAAUAGAGCAAUUUAUUUAGAAUACAAUUUCUUAUUUUCAAAUUAAGAAGUAUUUAAAUAAACCUCAUCAAAAGACAUUGGAAAAUUAAAAAUUCAUGUAUCAUGUGAAUUUAAUAAACCACUUUGCUUUGUAAAACAUAUGAUUUCAUGUAAGAUGUGAAUUUAAUUAACCACUUUGCUUUUUAAAAUUAUAUUAUACCAGGUAUGAUUUAAGUUAAUUAACUACUUAGCUUUAAAAAAACUUCAAUUGCAUGUAUCAUGUGAAUUUAAUCAUCUACUUCGUUUAUUUUACAAUAUAUUUAAUGUCACUGAAAUCAACAACAAUCAGUCAGAGUAUACAUUAAAUCUUCUAUUUUUUUUAAUUUAAUUAAAAUCUAAAACAACGAGUAGCGUAUUAAGAUUAUUUUAAUA
Physella acuta is the source of this 2731-nucleotide messenger RNA. RefSeq names its product macrophage-expressed gene 1 protein. The record is from RefSeq and is a predicted model, not a curated record. Lineage: Eukaryota; Metazoa; Mollusca; Gastropoda; Physidae.